Messenger RNA from Moneuplotes crassus, 3712 nucleotides. Lineage: Eukaryota; Ciliophora; Spirotrichea; Euplotida; Euplotidae. The record is from the annotation of a GenBank genome assembly.
GUAAAUUCAACCAUCCUAAUGAAUAUAUCUCAGCUUAUUAACCAGGAUAGGAAAAAUAGAUUAGAUAAUCUCACAUCAGGAGGAGCUGCUGGUAGCUUCAAUAUGAACUUUAUCUCAAGAAUUUUAGAUGGAAAUAAUAAUCAAGAAGAAGAAAAACAGUAUGUACCAAGAAAUAUGAGAGAACCUUCAAUACUUUCAAGUAGAGGGGCCUUUACUGGUGCUCCUAAUACGAAGCCAAAGAUAUAUGGGCCAAUGUUUGAUCCAAAUCAGAAGAGUCACCCUUCGACUGAGUACUCAUAUAGCUCGAGUGGGAAAAACUCUUGUAAAACAAAAUAUGGUAGCAAGUCAAAGAAUAUCAUUGACUUAGAGAAUCCGUCAGAGAUCUGCAAAUUUGUACAAUUUAAAGACCCCUUGUUGCCAAAGCCAACUCUAAGUGAGAAGGCUUAUGACAAGAUUUUCCCUGAUGUAGAUAAAAACAAGAAACCACGAGAUAUUCUGCAAGACAAGAAGAACCUUCAAGAGAAACUCACAGACGCCAAAGGAGGUAGGUUGUAUGGAAUACAUAGAGAUGGUACAAACCUUCAUAAUAAGUAUUACCAGAACAACCUAUCAGGAGUGAAAUCAUGCUCUUCGCGUCUUCGCCAGAUUGGUCCGAGGUACAUUCCUGGAUGGAACAAGAUGCCCUUGAGUGAGAAACUGUCUCUCCAACGACAACGGAAAGAAUUCGAUUCUGAGCAUGAAGAAAUGGAAGAAAUCAAAAGAACAACUCUGAUUAAGGAAGAUAACAAAUAAACGUAGAAGAGAACAAAAAAGAAAUGAUAAAUUUCAGGAAGAGAUCAACAAAAACCAGAAGCAACUUCAAGAAGAAAUGGACCGAAGGUAUAUCAAAUAUAUCAAAGAGAAGAAACGUAAGCAGAGGCAUUUCCAAGAGGAAUCUGUAGGCAAGCUUCAUGAUACCAAAAUGUGUGCUAACGGCUGGAUGAAAACCAAUCUCAAUAGUGGCCCUAAGGAAGAUAAAGCUGUUGAUAUUAAGAGCAUGAUAGAUCUUGACUUUGAUCCUUCAGAAAUGGGAAAGCCUAAAACCAAGAUAGUAUUUAAGAAAGAACAGCCAAUGGAUAUUGGAGCUGCUCAUAUUAAACACGAAAUCGAAGACGCGAAUGAUCUCAGCAAUAGUCUUCACGAAAAUAGCAUUAAGAAAGAAGAAGUGGAUGGCUCUGAGCAAGAACUCCAUACAAAUGAGAACCUAAAAGCACUUGAAGAAGAGAAAAAUAAAAUAAGAGCAGAAGUUAAAGAAAGAGUCAAGAAGCUUAACAUCCAAGGAAAGAUUGGUGGUGAUUCAGAAAGUAUCGAAGAAAUCUUAAUAGAGACCAAAAGAGAUGCUAAAAAGAGAAGGGACGCGAAACGACUGAAGAUCAUCAAGUCUGCUCAGAAAUCUGUUAUAGUUCUCUCAGAUAGCUACCAUGGAAGUCAUGAAGAUGAUAUUCAAGAGAUACCCAAAUCUAAUGCAGAUAUUGAGGUAAUAAAGUCCAGUCUGGAGAAUCCUGAUAGUAUAAUGCAACAGAAAGAAGCUGCUUCAUAUCUUGAUUGUCAAAAGAGCUAUGACAAGGAACAAACUGAGUAUGAUAAUGAUGAAAUCCCACUCAAAAUUUUGGAUGAAAAGAAGAUGAAGAAAAAGACUGAAGAUAGGAAGCAGAAAAAAUUUGAAACUCGAAAGGAAAACUAUAUGAAAUCUAAGAGAUUCAGAAAAAGACUUUCAGCUCUGACCAUAAAGCAAAGAGUCGAUAGGAAAAAGCUAGCUCUUGAGGCUCUGGGUCAGUUUAAUAUUCAAUCUGCUCCCCAAGUCAUGGAAAUAAAGCCAAAGGAAAUGAAGAUUUAUGGGAGGGAAGAAAUUGUUGAAGAAGUUAUCCAGCAAAAGAAAGAAGCUAAUAACAAAGAUUCCAAUCAUAAGAAUGAUAACAAUAAUCAAAAAAAUCAAAAAGAUGAUUCUAGUGAUAAUGGUAGUGAAAAAUACUGCUUAGACUCAUGUGGAGAUGAAGAUAAGCCUACUCGAAAGAAGAAGCAGAGGACAAAUUCUGACAUUGAAUUGAUAAAACAAGUCACUCAGGAUAUUAUAUCAGUACUAAGUGAUUCAGAUCAAGAAUGUAAGAAAAAGCAGAAGGAAGAACCGCCAAAACCUAAACUACCUCAAAGCGGUGUAAACCCUCUAGAUCUUGAGAAUGCUUUUAAUAAUUCCAUUAGGUCUCGAGGAGACUCUUGCAUAAGCGGGAUGACUAUCUCUAAGGAUCAAGAAGACCCAGAAGAUUACCAGAUCUAUAACGAGGCUGAUGAGCAAUGAUAUGACUUUGAUAAAACCAAGUAUGACAAAAUUGUUCAGCACGAGAAUAACAAUGAAGAAUUCAUGAGGUGCGAUAUAUGAAUGGAUAAUUUCUCUGAAGCUAGCGAUACCCUAGUCAUUUGAGAGCUCUGUAAUGUAGCCGUACAUCAAAAAUGAUACGGAAAAGAUCUUAAGGAUAGCAUCCCUAAGGAUGCCUGGUAUUGCAACAGAUGAAAAUAUUUACAUGAAGAUAAUAAAAUGGACCCCGAUGAUAUAAAAUGAUACCUCUGAUCAGACCUAAAAGGCUGAAUUGUAAAAUCACAGGAGAAAUGGGCCCAUGUAACAUGCGUGCUAUGGGUUCCUGAAAUAAGUUAUAAAGACUUUGAAACCAAGACAGAAAUUAUUGGUAAUGUAUCAAACGAGCGUUGGCUGCUUAAAUGCAGUUAUUGAAAGUCAAGAGGCGCUGCUCUUCAGUGUCAACAAAAGUUUUGAUCAAGGAACUUUCAUGUUAGAUGAGCUAUCAGCUCAGGAGUUAUUGUGAGCUGGUCAAAAAUGAUAAAGGAUCAAAAAGAUGCUAAUCAAGGUCAAGAAUCGGAAAAAUUGAAGUAUCUCAUUUUCUGUAAGAGACAUUUGAGGCGGUAUAAAGAAGGCAAAAUCAAGAAGGAGCAUAUUGUAGAUGAGACAACUAUCACUCCAAUAGGAGGUAUUGAAAAGGUACUCUACACUCCAUGAGAUGACAGAGUUGAACCAGAAGAAGAAACUUCCCGUGAGAUUUCUAACGAUACUUCUAAAGAAAUAGUGGAUCCAGAUAAUUUUAUAGUAUAUGAAAAUACAGUUAUUGAUCAAGCAAAGAGAAGGAUGGCACGGAAGAGAAAGAGAAAUUCAGUUAAAAAUACAAACGACAGCCAGAAUCCCAGCAAUACAGAAACCUCACUGAAAAAGAACCAAGAGGAGCUUGUGCAAAGUGAAGCAUCAAGAAUGAAGACUAGAUCACAAAAGAAAAAUAAGCUUGUUAACCUAGCAGGCAAAAGUGUUCAAGAGUACAACCUAUUCAAUGCUCCUGAUGAUGAAGAUAAUACUAAAUCUCAUAUAACUAAAAGACGCAGGGUAGAUGAUGACCACGACAACGCCCCCUCCAGUUCUCAGACAAGUCACAAAUACAUCAGUAAAUCUCGGCAGUCUGAGUACAAAAAUAUGAAAACCCAAGAACCCGAAGAAAGAUGAACUAAAAUAACUGAUGAGAAAGAAAUCCCUCUAUCUGACAUGUCAGAUGAGAAGAAGAAGACUAAAUCUGCAAGUAAAGUAGAGAAGCAUUUUGAAGAAGAGCUAGACAUUGAUAUGGAUGAGUUAGCCAAAAUACUAAGCCAAUAACUUAAUUUCAAUAUAAACUUUUUUAAG